Molecule: messenger RNA, 1488 nt
Organism: Candidozyma duobushaemuli
Lineage: Eukaryota; Fungi; Ascomycota; Pichiomycetes; Serinales; Metschnikowiaceae
Exons: 1
Coding region: 1-1488 (495 amino acids)
Source: RefSeq, a predicted model, not a curated record
AUGGCAUCUUUGGCUUCUACCGGCCGGUUUUUGCACCCAAUAGCCUUGGAGGCCUUGUAUCAGAAGGUGACGGUGGUUGAUGGAGCGACAAACCCGCUUGGUGUUUCUGACUCUGCUUUGAUCCGCGGGGUUUCCGGAGGUCAGAACGGCUCGAUCGUUCUGGAUCCCGAAAGCUGUGAAAUGUUGCUCCAGGUUUUGGAAAAUAAGGCCGGGCUAGUGAAGCACUUUACGUUUGAGGCCGUGGAUGCCACGGAACUUCAGAGUCGUUUCGUGGAGGCCUUGAAGAACCUGCCUUUAAGGACUUUCCGCAUGGAUCCGCCUGUUCUGGCCACUGGUGACCGUUUGACUCACACCACCGUCAACUCAGUGGAUGAGCUCAAGCAGGCCGUUUCCCAUUUUUCCACCAUAGACGUCCAGCUUGACAAGAUGACCACGAGGGUCCCAAUCCCGUCGUCGUCUGUACUCCAGCAUUUGAGCUGCGCUUCACAAGAUCAACAAGGCCUCGAGGUGCUCUCUCACAUGGACCCCGAAGAAAAGCUCCACCUAGCUUCUCUUUCGAUCUCGCAUUUGCAUGACGAUGCCGCUCCCCUAGACUUCUCCAGCAUCGCCAGCUCCAUAGACAUUUCCCAGCUUUCCAAGCUUAGACUCCAUGCGGACUGCCAUCAGCUCGGGUGUGCGUGCUACAGCAAGUUUUUUGACUCGUUUGCUUCAUUUGCAGCCGAAAACGGCGGUCUACCACAAUUGAAAUCUGUCGAGAUUGAAGCCUUCCCCCAGGACGAUUGGCUCCGUCCGGUAGAAAUGCUUGAACUCAAACUUGAGCCCUUGAGCGCCUUCCUUAAACAGCUCACCGGCUUGGAAGAAUUGAUGCUUGAUUUUGCCACUCCUUGUCUCAAGAUGACGGGCGAUAACGAGACGUCAAUCUCGGACGCCAACAAGAUCAACCGCCGCCUUGCGGAUGCCUUCUUCCUCUCGAUGUUUGAAAAACCAGACUUUGGAAGAAGACUCAGAAGGCUCGAGAUCCCCGACUUUCUUGCAUCUUUUGCAUACUACAAAUCAGAAUUCCGUGGCUCCAUGUUGCAGAGCUGCCCUUGCCACGGAUGUAACGAAAUCCUCGAGGAAUUGUCGCUGAAGGUGCAUCCCGAAAUUGCCCAAGAGGACCCAGACGUUGACGAGAGCCAGGCGCUCUACCUCGUGAUGUACGCCAUUCUUUUCAAACUCCAAAGCGAAAAGCUUGUCAGUUUGGGCAAGAAUACCCAUUAUACCCUGUCGCUCUUGAAAGCAGACUCUAGCGACUGGAUCGCCGAACAUUUCAGCAGCUGCACCGUUUCCGAGCAGGCCUUGAAGACGUACAUAGCGCACCAGCUCCAGCCGAUGAAGCGGUAUUUCAACGGCAUUUUCGAGAACUUGACCAGCUUGAACUUGCACGGAAUUUACUUUGAGACGGGUGCCGACAUGGUCAGCGUGUUCCACAAGGAAAACUAUACAUAG